Ceratosolen solmsi marchali is the source of this 1816-nucleotide messenger RNA. RefSeq lists its product as uncharacterized. NCBI's taxonomy places the organism in Eukaryota, Metazoa, Arthropoda, Insecta, Hymenoptera, Agaonidae. The record is from RefSeq and is a predicted model, not a curated record. The coding region runs from base 200 to 1768 and encodes 522 amino acids. The transcript is spliced from 6 exons.
CAAGUUCGAUUGCUUUCGAAGAAAAAGCAGAUCAAAGUCAACGGCGCAGCAUUAUUACAUAGCAGUCAAGAACGAGGAAAAAAAUUCUAACGCGAUAGCUGGUUGACCCAGCCGAGCGGACGAAAUAAAGAACGAGCGCGUUAGUGGUAGCACGUGCACGAGGAAGAGAGAGAGAGAGAGAGAGAGAGCGAACACAAGGAUGAGGCGGCAAUCUUUUUCAUCGAGCCUCUCGUCGGGGAGCGGCGGUGCCGGGGAACCGCUGAUCGUCGUCGAGGAGAGUACCUUGGGCGAAGAGGAAGCGGAGAGACGCAGAAACGAGUCACCGCCACGUUGCCUUGAUCCCGACUCACCCUCCCUCAAUCCCUAUUUGCUGUCGCCUUGGCGAGAGGCGCGUAAACACUCGCUACCUACGCCUCAGUGCACCACUGGCAUAACCGCUUCUCAGGUACGUCGGCUGAGCGAGCGAGGGGGCGAGGGCUCGGGGCCAUCACCAAGGGAAGCCGCCUUCCUGGCGACGCUCUCACAGUCGACGCCACCACAGCCAGGCGGCCGACGACACUCUGUCGUUACCAUAUCCCGGGUGCCAGCGACUCUCUUCGGGCGCAAUCGCCGCGAGUCAAUCGCCGCCUUCCCCAUGGGCGGAGCCACGAGGAUAUUGGCGAGUAGGCGCGACUCCGCAGCCGGUUUACCGUCCGGACCGCCGAGCAACAGCGGCAGCACCCACAACUUGCAGCUGGAUAUUAUGGACGACAUCGCCGAGAUAAAGGCGGCUAGGAAGGUGCGGCUAAAAAUGUGGAAGACACCAUCCCGAGAGCGCGUGUGCGAGGUGCAGCCCCUCGAAGGCAACAGCUCCGGGUGCACGCAGAGAUAUACACAGUACCAACCUCGGCGAUACUCGGAUUUCGCCCUGACGACGAUCCCAGCGGUGCCGACACGGAGACGCGCCUCGGAGAUGCCACCCCGGGUACCGCCCCCUGUACCGCCGAGAACAGGCAUCGUGUGCACCAAUACCGACCUUAUAUCGAUUCUUAGUUCGCUCACCUCGUCCGCCACGGAGAUCGACAGAUGCGGCACCGAGGACGAUGACAGCAAGUCCUCGACAUCUGCUACAAAGACGAUCGAGCAAAAGAGAAACAGACUGAAAAGCAAUCGGUCCAACAGCUUUGACGUCUCAAUACUGAACGAGUGCAACGAGGGCAAACAGUCGGGUGCCACAGGGACGUCCAAGGGCUCGGGCGACGCCAAUCCCUCGACAAUGUCGCCGUCGUCGUGGUUCGUUAAGCGCCACCAGCCAAUGGCCAAAAAACAAAGGAGCACGGACGCGGCCCCUGCGGCCCUCAGCUUAAAUUUCGAGAAGUCGAGAGUAGUGAAGUUGAUCAAGGACAAUCUCGCGAAGACCUCGCCGACGAAGGACGAGGCCGAGCUGCGGCACAAGGUCGUUUGGGAUGGAUCCAGCGGCACCAAAGUCGAUGCACAGAUUUUAGGCAAUGCUAUCGAGGAAUUUUUAAGAAGUAGUGGAGUCAGUAAUGAGAUAAGCGAAACCUUGGACAAUACAAAUACCUUGAGAAAGUCACCGGGAAAACCAACAAAAGGUGGUCCAGCGAGUGGUUCUACCAGUAAAGUCACAACCUGGUUUACCAACGAUAAUUUGUCUGACACGAGCAACAUCACCGGAGGAGCAACAACGUCUGGUAACAAGGAAGAUGAACAAAGUGAUUCAUGCGAACCAUCGAUCUGCUCAUCCUUAAAAGAUCUUUUCGUCAAGUGAACAUUAUACAAAUGGACAACAGCACGAAGAAUGGAGAUAAAAUGUUUA